Messenger RNA from Candoia aspera, 1733 nucleotides. It is a transcript of the gene XRCC3, whose product is annotated as X-ray repair cross complementing 3. Gene Ontology annotation, cellular component: Rad51C-XRCC3 complex; replication fork. The record is from RefSeq and is a predicted model, not a curated record. The transcript has 7 exons. Gene Ontology annotation, biological process: double-strand break repair via synthesis-dependent strand annealing; t-circle formation; telomere maintenance via recombination. NCBI's taxonomy places the organism in Eukaryota, Metazoa, Chordata, Lepidosauria, Squamata, Candoiidae. Gene Ontology annotation, molecular function: ATP-dependent DNA damage sensor activity; four-way junction DNA binding; ATP binding. Bases 486 to 1670 code for a protein of 394 amino acids.
CACUUUCAGAAAUAAAAGCUUCCUUCAUAUUCUCCCACACAUGGUAUCCUACUCAAUGUCUAGCUGGCUAGGCUAAGUUUCAGUACCAGAAGAAUAGAGGAGGGAAGCCCCUCCCUCAUGGUACCUUAUUCUGUGUGAUGAUUGUGAAGUACUGCACUUACAUCCACUUUCACUACAUUCAACAUGUCUUGGCCAAUCUCUUGCCUCCUUAUACUUUUCCACCUAAGUACUAUUGUCUCAUCCAGCUUACACGUGAACCAUUCUUCACCCCUCCAUUCUGAUAUUUUUUUGACAUGCUACAUAACCUGAAAGUAACCAAAACAAACCUAUUUGCCAAUGCUUUGAGUGGGUCUCAUGUACUUCGUCUUACGAAUAGUUAGCACAAAGAACAAAGCAAUUGCAAAUCAGUAUAUAACGCUGGUAACGUACGAUGAUAGCAUUAAAGAAAAUCAGAAAAAUAAUGCUGAGAUCAAGAAGUCAGGCUGAUGAGAAAAACUACUUCCAGUCUUUCUGUUGGCAUUUUUCCAAAGCUGUACCUUAUUCACUUUUCUUCCUCUAUGUUAUUUAAUAUUGUGUGGCUCUGCGUUUGUGAAGAAAUGGACUGGGAUAAGUUUGACAUGAACCCUAGAGUGAUUGCAGCUAUUAAAAAAGCAAAUAUAACAUCAAUUAAAGACAUUUUCCAUCUUUCGGGAUCAGAUCUGCAAAGGUUAACAAAGCUAUCCAGGACAGAUAUACAGUAUCUACUAAGAACAAUUUCUAGUGCUUUGAGAAAAAACUCUGUUCUUACAGCCCUCCAGCUGUUUCAAAACAAAGCGCACCACACUUCCCAAGGCCAAAAGCUGAGUCUGGGCUGCCCAGUUCUAGAUGGCUUGCUCCGAGGUGGGAUUCCCCUUCUGGGAAUUACUGAAAUUGCUGGUGAAAGCUCCGCUGGAAAGACCCAGAUUGGUUUGCAGCUGUGCCUUUCUGUGCAGUAUCCAUACAAAUAUGGUGGACUAGAAUCUGGUGCAGUUUACAUUUGCACAGAAGAUGUUUUCCCUAAUAAACGCCUGCAGCAAUUGAUUGAGCAGCUGCCCAAACUGAGGAGUGAUGUUCCAUCUGAGGUGAUGCAAAAGAUAAAAUUUGGAAAUGGAAUAUUUGUUGAACAUGCAGCAGACUUGGACACUUUCCAUGAGUGUAUUACUAAGAGACUUAGCUUACUGCUCUCAAGAGGUAUGGUGCGGCUAGUUGUCAUUGACUCCAUUGCUGCCUUAUUCAGAUGUGAAUUCAGUGCUAUGGAUUCUCUCCUAAAAGCCAAAUAUUUAAAGAGAUUUGGGGCAAAACUUCACAGAUUAAGCUGCAGGUUCCAGACUCCCAUAAUAUGCAUUAAUCAGGUAACUGAUGCAGUGGAUGAGAGGGAAGAUGCUGUUUGGAAUACUCAAAGCUGCCCAGCCAGGACUGUUAUUCCAGCACUUGGAAUAACUUGGUCUAAUCAGUUGUUGAUGAGAUUGAUGGUGUGUCGCACUGUACACCAAGCACAGACUGCUAGAGAGACAUCAUAUAGUAGAAGUGAGCUGCGAAUGUUAAGAAUUAUUUUUGCUCCUCAUUUGCCUCAGCAUUUUUGUUACUAUAUUGUAAAUUUGGAAGGUGUGAAAGGAAUAAGGAAAAUCAGCCAUGAUUAUGAAGAAAUGUAAAACAGUAUUUCUUGCUGCUUUUCUGUAUAGAGUGGAGCUAUCGCAUUAAAAAUCCUCAAUCUA